Molecule: messenger RNA, 1360 nt
Organism: Athalia rosae (coleseed sawfly)
Lineage: Eukaryota; Metazoa; Arthropoda; Insecta; Hymenoptera; Athaliidae
Product: protein-lysine N-methyltransferase EEF2KMT
Exons: 5
Coding region: 141-1175 (344 amino acids)
Source: RefSeq, a predicted model, not a curated record
UUCAGCUGUGCUUCAGCUUCAGCCGUUUAUUCAUUCAUUCAUCGCGUCCCGUAUCCCUGCUGUUGCAAUGGCAUGUUGUUUGAUUUGUUGAUUUUAACGAGAUUGAAAAUUGAUCGCGACAAUUUUACUACUUUGUAAAAAUGGAAGACGGGUAUAUUGACCUUGGCAAUCUUCAAAAACAGUUUCUUUGUUGUAAGCCAAUAAAUAAACUCCAAUGGAAUACUGCUAAUACUGGCACCAUCGAAUACAACACGAUGAGCUUGGAAUUGCAAGAAAAAAUUCUAAACAAGACUGUUAAUUACGAUCUUGUCAAAAAAUACCCUAUGAAACCAUCUUACCAAAGGGCAUUUUUGAAGUUCCUUAUCAAUGAGCUGGAAAAAAGUAACCAAGAAGUUCACGAUGAUCUGUAUAAUGCUUACUGUCUGCUGCUACAAGUAUCGGAUCACCAAGAAAAUGCAACGCAAUAUAGGCAUUUCGUAUACAACGACACAGAAGCAAUUACCUUGCAAGAGAGCAUGAGCUUUGUUUCCUUAGGGACUACAGGGCUUUGUACUUGGCAGGCUGCUUUAGGUUUGGCAGAAUGGUGCAUGACAAAUCGGAAAAUCCUUACUGGAAAGAAAAUACUGGAACUUGGCUGUGGGGUCGGUUUAACCGGCCUUACUAUUCUACGUAAUUGCGAACCCAAGGAAUACAUAUUCUCAGAUACUCAUCCAGCUGUACUGAACAUGCUAUGCAAGAAUAUAAUCAUCAAUUAUCCAUCAUAUGAUGAACAUGUCGCAAUUAUUGGUUCACCUGAAGAUGAUGUCAAGUUGAAAUUUGACUGCAAUGGAGUAAACGUUGAGGCAAUUCGUUUACCAUGGGAGGAGAUAAACGAUUCCUGGAGAAGAUCUAGUUCUGCUCUGAGUCCGGAUAUUAUUCUUGCUGCAGAUGUCUUGUACGACGAUUCCUGCUUCGACAGUCUAGCUACAGCACUGUGCCAUCUUCUCAGAAAUGACGGAACUUAUGCUAUCAUCGCUGCUACAGUUCGAAACGUGGCUACAAUAUCAAAGUUUCUGAAUUUGUUAGGAUCCUAUGACUUGGCUUUUCACGAAGCUCAACUCGCCGAAAAGAAGUUUUUUGCUCAUGUGGAUGACACGCCUAUUCGGAUAGUGAAAAUUCUUAAGGUAGACGCUUGAAAAUUCCUACUCAUAAUUAGCGAUAAGGAUAGAACUAGUUGUAAAUGCUAUAGGAAUUCAUUGGCUGUAAACAGAUCAUUUAUUACUAAGCUUAAUUGGAUAUAUGAUACACAGUCAUAAAUAAUAAAUCUUGUGCUAAAAAAUAUUUAUAAAAGUAUUAAAGAGAAACUACGUUAUUAGUUUAA